AUGCGCAUAGCCAAAGCAGAGUUCGAAGCCAUGCUCCGGGAGGGAAUCGCCCGCCCCUCCUACGGCCCAUGGGCCUCGCCACUUCACCUCGUCCCUAAGAAGACCGAAGGCUGGCGGCCCUGUGGGGACUACCGUGCCCUCAACGCCCGCACAAUCCCGGACAGGUACCCCGUUCACCGCAUACAGGACUUCGCCCAUUGCAUUUCCGGCUGCCACGUUCUUUCCGUGCUAGACUUGGUCAAGGCCUACACUCAGAUACCCGUCAACCCGGACGACGUCCCGAAAACUGCAAUUAUUACUCCUUUCGGCUUGUUCGAGUUUCCCUUCAUGAGCUUUGGCCUGAGGAACGCUGGACAAACCUUUCAACGCUUCAUCGACGAAGUCGUCCGCGGCCUCGACUUCUGCUUCGUCUAUCUUGACGACAUAUUGGUCUUUUCCCGCAACACCGACGAACACCACAGGCACCUUCGUCUGCUUUUCCAACGCCUCGAUGACCACGGCUUACUCGUCAAUGUCCCAAAGAGCACGCUCGGCGCUUCAGUCGUGAAAUUCCUCGGCCAUGAAGUCUCAUCAGAGGGAACUCGACCCUUACCUCAAUGCAUCUCAGACAUGCACAAUUACACUCAACCAACCACCGCUAAAGACCUUCGCCGUUUCCUCGGCAGGCUGAACUUUUACAGGCGUUUUUUGCCACACGCAGCCGAAUACCAGGCUCCCCUCCAUGAUGCCUUGGCUGGUCUACGAGGAAACCAACCUGUCACGUGGACACCGGCUUUAACGGAACUUUUCGAAAAAUGCAAAGCUGCUCUUUGCACUGCCACACUUCUCUCCCAUCCUGUGCCAGACGCUCCCUUGGGGCUCUUCACGGACCCCUCUAGCAUCGCCGCAGGCGCCGCCCUUAUGCAGCACGUAGACAACACCUGGCAUCCCUUGGCGUUCUUCUCCAAGAAACUCUCAGCUCGCAAAACGACCCCUUCUGCGGCCAGUCCCACCGACGAAACCACGACCACCGCGCCGUCGAGUUCACCAGCUUACUACAGAGAACUUCUGGCGAUAUACGAAGCAGUUCAGCACUUUCGCCACAUUCUCGAAGCACAACACUGCACUAUCUACACCGACCAUAAACCUCUGACCUACGCCUUCUCUCUGCGCCGCGACAAACUCCCGCCGGUCCAGCAGAACCAGCUCUCGCUCAUCGCCCAGUUUACCACCGACAUCCAACAUGUCAGCGGGAAGGACAACGUGGUAACCGACGCGCUUUCACGUGUGGCAGCUAUUAGCCCUUCGCAGAUAACAGCUGAUGUCCUCUCCGAGGCUCAGACUACGGACGCUGAACUGCAGGAGCUUCUUAGGGCGGGUCCUCGCUACACCUGCAGCAAGUCCCCAUACCUGAAUCGACAAAGACUAUCGACUGCGACAUAUCAACAGCACGAAGCAGGCCUUACGUGCUCCUUUCCUAUCGCCGUGGCCUCUUUAACCAGCUACAUAAUCUCAGCCAUCUCGGCAUACGCGCCUCUGCACGCCUCGUGGCUGAGCGCUAUGUCUGGCCCUCCAUGCAGCGGGAUUGCCGCACCUGGGCGCGCUGCUGCAUUCAAUGCCAGCGCGCGAAAGUCACCAGUGCCCUUGCCUCCAGCUGGACGCUAUCGCUACUGCCUCACCGCCAUCGAUCGGUACACUCGAUGGCCUGAGGCAUGGCCCCUCGAGGGAAUCACUGCGGAAGAGGUCGCCUCGGCGUUCUUCGCCGGCUGGAUUGCCCGAUUCGGGCCCCCUUGCCGCGACACCACCGACCAAGGACGACAGUUUGAAUCGCACCUUUUCCGGCUGCUCGGGCUGACCAUCGGGUUCGAACGCUCGCGGACCACCAGCUACCACCCAUGCGCCAACGGGAUGAUCGAACGUUUCCACCGACAGUUCAAAGCAGCCAUCAUGUGCCACCCGGACUCAACCUGGCCUGAAGCCAUCCCAGCCGUCACCCUAGGUCUUCGCGCCACCUUCAAGCCCGACAUUCAGGCUACACCCGCAGAGCUCGUCUACGGGAAACCCCUCCGUCUCCCAGGCGAAUUUCUUGCUGCACCGCCAUCCACCACCGCGACGUCAAAUCCCACCGAUUUCAUCGCCCGGCGCCGACGCACCAUCGCUGCCCUCCGCCCCUCACCUGCAGCUCACCACUGUAAGACCGCCCCCUUCGUCUUCAAGGAUCUGGCAACGUGCUCGCACACUUUUCUCCGCGACGACACCGUCCGCCGGCCUUUACAGCCACCUUACAGCGCACCCUACCCAGUUCUCCGUCGCGAAGACAAAACCUUCACCCUGCUCAUUAAAGGGAACGCCGUCCGCGUCUCUAUCGACCGGCUGAAGCCGGCCUACACCGAUUCCGCCGAACCAGGGAAUACCAGUACACCCACAGACGUGCAUCCACGUCCGCCGACAUCUCCGCCUUCUUCUGUCACAACACGCAGCGGACGUCGCGUACGCUGCCCAGAUUUUUUCAAGCCCUGA
Molecule: messenger RNA, 2499 nt
Organism: Dermacentor andersoni
Lineage: Eukaryota; Metazoa; Arthropoda; Arachnida; Ixodida; Ixodidae
Source: RefSeq, a predicted model, not a curated record